This is a messenger RNA of Acipenser ruthenus (sterlet), 5052 nucleotides long. RefSeq names its product tektin-2-like. The transcript is spliced from 4 exons. NCBI's taxonomy places the organism in Eukaryota, Metazoa, Chordata, Actinopteri, Acipenseriformes, Acipenseridae. Gene Ontology annotation, cellular component: nucleus; microtubule cytoskeleton. Bases 1344 to 1721 code for a protein of 125 amino acids. Gene Ontology annotation, biological process: cilium assembly; cilium movement involved in cell motility. The record is from RefSeq and is a predicted model, not a curated record.
GUUUGUGUGUUCUUGUCUCUCGCCUGUCCUGUGAGGAUGAAGAUGUAGUUUCAGUGUUUAAUGCUCAUCCCCUCAGUGUGUGUCUGUAUGUUCUUGUCUCUUGACAGGUCUGUGAGGAUGAGAAGGUCUCCACAGUCUGGAGUCUGGUCUCUGACAGGCUCAACAUACCUGUCAAUCAACAGGGACUCCUCUACAAAGGCAAGGCGCUGGCAGGUAGGCUGAACAGCACAGCACAGCACAGCUCACCCCUCGCCUCACCCCUCCUCUCACUCCUCGCCUCACCCCGGGUCAGUGUGGCACAGCCUGCCUGCUCUUCUGAACAAACACUUCAGCCCUGCCGACGCAGUGAGAGUCUGGAGCAGCAACACGAGGUAACCUGAACACAAACACACACACUGCUAUACACACAGACACACACAAACACACACACAGUGAGAGGCUGGAGCAGCUACACAAGGUAAAUUGAACACAAUAAACACGGCUACACACACAAUCCUAGCUGCAGUAGAUGUACAAUGUUAUACAGACACACACAGACACAGCUGUACAGUGACACCGAGACGCACACACAAUCACAGCUGCAGCACACACACUCUGAAAUGCAGGUGUAGAGCAGCGUGUAGUUGUGACUCUGUGUCUCUCUCCUCCCCCUCUCCUCUCCUCUCCUUACUUUGUUUAAAAGAAUAGAAGCACACCCAGUGAGCAAGGCAUUGAGCAGCCCCACAUCCCGCUUCACAAUACCGCUACAUAUUGACUGACUGUUCGCAUUGUGUGUGUUUGGUAAGACAAACCACAUUUUCUACUUCUACUUUCUACGAUUGGGCAAGUCAGCGGUUGUUUGAUAACAGAACAUAAAACAUUACAGAGCGGGUUGAACUGCAUUGCUGCAAAUCAAGGCCCUUUAAAAUGUGUACCUUCCCAGCUCAGGUAUUGCUGAGGUAAAGAGACACUUCCUACAGGAGGACAGGACGUUGUCAAGGAGGGGAUGUCGUCACGUGUCCUGAGGGCUUUCUUAAAAACAUUGUUUUAUUAUUUCUAAGCGUACGUUGUUACUGCCUUUUAGCUCUUGAGCAUAAUAAUCUCAAUCCCGUUUGAAAUGACACUAAGUGCAUUUGCAUGGUGCAGAUGAGGGAUGUCGCUUCACUCGAGGCUUGUGUACUGAUGAAGAUGUAGUUUCAGUGUUUAAUGGUUAUCCCCUCACUGUGUGUGUGUGUGUGUGUGUGUGUGUGUGUGUGUGUUCUUGUCUCUCGCCUGUCCAGUGAGGAUGAAGAUGUAGUUUCAGUGUUUAAUGCUCAUCCCCUCACUGUGUGUUUGUGUGUUCUUGUCUCGACAGGUCUGUGAGGAUGAGAAGGUCUCCACAGUCUGGAGUCUGGUCUCUGACAGGCUCAACAUACCUGUCAAUCAACAGGGACUCCUCUACAAAGGCAAGGCGCUGGCAGGUGCAGCACGGGCUGACAGAUGAGGUUCAGCAGCUGGAAGGCACCAUGACUGCUCUGAAGCAGAAACGUGCCCAAUCACAGGACGUCCUGCAUGCUCUGUCCCAGCAGCUGACUCGUAUCGAGGAGGACAUCGCCUGCAAGACCAGCUCCCUGUCCCUGGAGAGACGUAGCCUGGACACACGGAGCAAACUGAUCGUCCCACCAGAGAAACAAGUCCCUGAAACUGACACCUUCAACCGCACCCUGAGCCCUGUCAAGAGCCGCCAGCUGGAGCUCGCUUGACAGCUCCGCCUCCCCAUGAAAUAAAGAAAGAGAUCAAUAAAUAUUUGUUCUGUAAAAUCAUGCUUGUUCAGCACUGGGACUCUGUAAUGAAUGCACUAAAGUACAUUUGUUAGAGUUUUAAAUAUUAUGAAUCUGUGUCAUACACUGUGAUCACGUUAAGUGUUAAUAGAGGCUGACAUCACACACAAUCCAUCUGUCUUAUAAAUGACAUCACACACAAUCUGUCUGCCUUAUAAAUGACAUCACAUACAAUCCGUCUUAUAAAUGACAUCACACACAAUCCGUCUGUUUUAUAAAUGACAUCACACACAAUCCGUCAAUCAUACGUUGUUAUUGCAUUUUAGCUCUUGAGCAUAAUAAUCUCAAUCCCGUUUGAAAUGACACUAAGUGCAUUUGCAUGGUGCAGAUGAGGGAUGUCGCUUCACUCGAGGCUUGCGUACUGAUGAAGAUGUAGUUUCAGUGUUUAAUGCUCAUCCCCUCACUGUGUGUGUUCUUGUCUCUCGCCUGUCCUGUGAGGAUGAAGAUGUAGUUUCAGUGUUUAAUGCUCAUCCCCUCAGUGUGUGUCUGUGUGUUCUUGUCUCUUGACAGGUCUGUGAGGUGUUAAUACAAUUCCAUUAUUGAUUGAAUCUGCUUUUCAAAUGCUUGGUGUUUCAAACCGGCUUUAAAAUAACCUUCAACAAUCAUUUAAAACAUGAGGCUCUUUCACAAAUCACUGUGAGGGCAAUGAGAAAGUGAAUACGAAACUACCAUGAAACUCCUCCACUAAAUAAACACAUUACAAAACAGAAACAAAUAGACGUGCGCAUUGAAAACAGAAGGACGCAUUGUAGGCAUUUCAAAAUGAAAUAUACUGAGCCUCUCCGGGACCCGUCAGGACACAGCGGCGAACGCUUAAUCGCAACAUUACUGGACAAGCCCGGCGGCUGACCGUCCCCAGCGGCGUCCCGAGGAGCUCGCAGGAUUUCAAACGCUUCACUUGGUCUCCAGUUUCCAGCGUCCUCGCUGAUCCACACAAACCUAACGACUCGUUCUCUUCAUCUGACGUGAAAGCGCACAACGGGUCUCUUUAUAGACCUGGCAGCGGUGACGUCAUAAGAACACCACCCACCUCCCCUCAUGUGAUAGGCUGCUUCUGUUCUGCUUUUCAGCCAAUCGGCCAUGCAGGGCGUCUUUCCCCCGAGUUAACAUCGUGACUGUGAAAUUGUGUGUGCCUUUGUGUGUUCAUGUUACUCUGUGUUCAUGUUAGUCCCUCGUCUCUGUAAGCGCUCAGUCCCGUCCCCAUUGUCUAAAACAAGCAACGGUACAUCGCAUCUCCUCUUCAGUCACUGCGUGUAAACUGGAGCACGUGAAGCGUCCUGUCUCCAACGCCAUAGAGUUCACACAAACUGUCUGCAAAUUAAAAAAAAAAACUGUUAUAUUAAAACAACCCUCUGUGAAGCACUGACACGAACGAUUCUUUGUGUUAAACUUAAUGCAAUUCCAUCAGCUACACUCGUUCAUCUGCAAUUCAAAUGUUUGCUGACUUCAAAACAAUACACGCGUCCAAAUUCAGAUUUCAAAAUACAUUUUAAAAAAGGUUUUUGAGUGGGUGCGGAGCCAAAGCGCAGGCAAGCAGGCAGUGAGGCACACUGCCCCCUCCCGUGGACACACACCGGUACUACAGCCAGAGGGGAAUGUGACGCUGGGAGUCCUAGCAACACUGCAGCCGAAUUAAUGACGUGUAUUAUUAUUAAUAUUAUUAUUAUGAUGAUGAUGAUGAUGAUGUUUGUAGGAAUCACGAUUUCUGUGAUUUAUGACUCAUGCUGUGUAGGGCGUCUCGUAUUUUUAUCAGAGCGAUGUCAUUUUUCACAGUUUUGGUCGCUCAGCUUUCACGGGCAGUUUCCCUUCCCAAGCUCCAGAGGUUCACAGUGAAAACUGCGAACGCUAUCUUCACAAACAGCGACAGACGGGCCAAUCGGGGCGGGGACGUCACAAACGCGCUCGAGUCAUGCGGAGCCGCCGCCACGGAGGCGCUCGGCUCCCUCCAGUGGACACGCAGCGGUACUGCAGUCGGGAGGCGCUGGAAGAUUAUUUGAUGAAUUCCUUACCGAUGCGGCUAUCUCGUGGAGAGAAAGUGGAACGGUUACGUCAUGUCCUAAACAAUCUGAUUGGAUAAAAGACAAGUCACAAAUUAAGUGACUUCUGAUUGGCGAACGCAUUUAGCGAAUCAAAAGUUAGAAAUGCGUUACCUAAUUUGUAUAGACCCUAUGGCUGUCCAAGGUGCGCACCUGUUUAAAAAUAUACAUUUAUUAUUAAUAAAACAUUUUUUUAGUACACGUGUCCACGUCAGUAUUUUAAUAAUAUUAUAUUUUCAUGCUUUUAGUGAAGAAUUGUUUUACUAUCAGUCAUAUUUUAAAACGGGCAGUUUCGAAAUAACCAAAGUAAACAACGAUUCUAAACCGGAACGUGCCUGAAGGAAUCAACUGUAGUUCUCUUUUAUAGCGGUUUAAAAUGUAUCUAAAAGUAUAUACGGGUGUUUGCUAUAAUUUAAUCACAGACGUAGAUGUAUGUGUAUUUCAGUAUGCUAACGUGACGUUUUUCAGCAGGUUUCAUUUGAUUUUAUGAAGCAGAAUUAGUUAACACUCAAAUCAACCCCUCGACAGCAGUUCUACUAAAUGUCCACACGAGGGCAGCAUUGGAUAGGAAAUGAAAGCUAAAGCCUCGUCUGUCUCCCUGAAGUUCGCUACCAAUUGUAAAGAGCAGAGGACAGCUCAGCCGGAGGCGUGUGUCUGUGUGAAACGACUGUAUUUCAUGUGAUAAGUUUGUGGAAGAAGGACGCCAUGUGAGGAGGCGUUUGCUCUUGUUUUACACAGACUACGAGGGACAGCGCUCGUUAAACCAGGUCUGUGAGGAUGAGAAGGUCUCCACAGUCUGGAGUCUGGUCUCUGACAGGCUCAACAUACCUGUCAAUCAACAGGGACUCCUCUACAAAGGCAAGGCGCUGGCAGGUAGGCUGAACAGCACAGCACAGCACAGCUCACCCCUCGCCUCACCCCUCCUCUCACUCCUCGCCUCACCCCGGGUCAGUGUGGCACAGCCUGCCUGCUCUUCUGAACAAACACUUCAGCCCUGCCGACGCAGUGAGAGUCUGGAGCAGCAACACGAGGUAACCUGAACACAAACACACACACUGCUAUACACACAGACACACACAAACACACACACAGUGAGAGGCUGGAGCAGCUACACAAGGUAAAUUGAACACAAUAAACACGGCUACACACACAAUCCUAGCUGCAGUAGAUGUACAAUGUUAUACAGACACACACAGACACAGCUGUACAGUGACACA